Molecule: messenger RNA, 255 nt
Organism: Lepus europaeus (European hare)
Lineage: Eukaryota; Metazoa; Chordata; Mammalia; Lagomorpha; Leporidae
Product: C-C motif chemokine 16-like
Exons: 2
Biological process (GO): immune response
Cellular component (GO): extracellular region
Molecular function (GO): chemokine activity
Source: RefSeq, a predicted model, not a curated record
UGCCUGAAGUUCCAUGAGAAAGCAUUGCCGGGGAAACUGGUGCCAGGAUCCAGAAAGGCCCUCAGCUGCCACUUGCCAAUGAGCGCUUUUUGUCAACAGAAAAACCUGGGGGUCUGCACCAACCCUGAAGACACCCGGGCCCAAGAGCAUCUCCAGGAUUCCUGGCCACCUCUGCUGCCUGCCAGGACCCCAGCCCCAGUUAAAACCAUCGGAUCAGAGAGGGGACAGCCCCAGCCCCAGCACCUCUUCCAUUAG